Alligator mississippiensis (American alligator) is the source of this 9903-nucleotide messenger RNA. RefSeq lists its product as uncharacterized. The record is from RefSeq and is a predicted model, not a curated record. The transcript is spliced from 2 exons. Bases 7731 to 8852 code for a protein of 373 amino acids. NCBI's taxonomy places the organism in Eukaryota, Metazoa, Chordata, Crocodylia, Alligatoridae.
CGUCUGUAGCGCGCGCCGCGGCACACGGUGGGGGCGGGCAGGGCAGAGCUGUGUCCUGCACAGGGGGCUGUUGACCUCAACGUGCUCACACUGGCGCCCCCACCCCCAAACUGUUCCCAGCAAUUGCUGCGGGCUGGAGCUGGGACCCAUUGACUUCCUUCCUCGCAGCCCCGCUUCCUUGCAAAGCCGCACUGAGCCAGCGACCCGAGGGACUCGCAGCUCUCCUUUCCGAGGCGAUCACAUUUCCAUUGCUUUUCACGCGAAUCAGGACAGGUGCACGUUAUCGUCCUGUGGCCAAGCUCCAUCUCAGCAGUUUGGCCUUCCUCUUACAGCGGAUUUCACCAGGCCGGUGGUGGAUGGUCUGUGUGCACUGGGAGCCUUCUCCCAAACGCAUGAACUACACGUGCCACUGGCAGCUGGAGGGGCAUGGCGGCGCUGGUGGCAGCAGUAAGCGGGGAGCUCCUCCAGAUGCUGCUGGUGCUGUCAGCAACAGGCUGGGGAGGAGAGAGGGGGUGGCGAGCACACACCAGGGGUCAGCGACCACCUGCAGAUGCUGCCAACAGCAUUGGCGGCAGCCAGCGGUGAUUGCUGGCUGCCCACAGACACGGCCGCAGUGUUGUUGCGGUGGGGGGGAAGGGGGGCGGUGGCAAUGUUAGCAGUGGCUAUUUGUAGGGGUUGUACCACCACAUUCAUGGUGCACAUGCGCCCCCUACGUAUCGCUAAUGCCCAAACAUGAUUUUUGUCAUGUGGACACAGGAAAAAUGGAAGGUGGACAACUGCCCUGAGAACCCAUGCCAUGACCAGAUGGUCUUUUUCAACUGUUGCAUAGUUUUUUCUCCCUGGGGUGCAGUUUUUGGCUCAGGUGCACAAUAGGGUGUCUCCCCCCUCUUUCUAGUACAUCUCAACCCCAGGACGUCCAUUGUUUCUAAAGUGGAGCCUUAUAUUAGUGACUUGAUGGUUCAAAGGAAAGGGUAACAUGAAUAGCUAGUUGUUCACUAACAGCAAACAGGGAAGUUCCUACAAUCCGUAGGUCUCAUGUGGUUCUCGAGCCUGAAACCUGCCAAUUGCCGAGACAAAUGUCCAAACCAAAGGGUGACCAUAUGGGACGAUAGGAAAUCUUGGAUGCUGCCUCUGACCCACCUCCAAGUGGGUGGUGCUGCUGCAGACAGAGGCAGAGUGGCAUGGUGUGCCAGGCAGGGGGGCAGCAGCAGUGCCUGCCUGCCAAUCUGGUGCCCCAUGGCACUCUGCCUCCCUGCUGGACCGUGCCCCGCACCCUGUGAUUCUGGGACUGACUUCAGUUUUCGCCAACCCGCUGGGUCCAGCGUAUGAAAUCCAGGACUGUCCUGGCCAAACAAGGACACAGUCACCCACCAAUGCAUCAUUUUAUCCCUGUUAGGAAGAAACCUAUUCCUUUGCCAGUCAUAGUCCAUGGAUUUCUACCAACUGACCUGGCAGGGGAAAUUCCAUGACCAAGGUGAUGCAAUUAAAAUAGCACUGCGCAGUGGAGUGCUGCACCCUUGUCUGCUUGCGGACAGGACUCCCUACGAAAGCUUCAUAGUUAGCUUACCACUGGCCAGCUUCCAGUGGGAGGAUCUUGGCUACAUGUUGACUGUAUGGAAAUGGGAGACUCCUCCCUAGCUGCUUCUGUGGCCAUGUGGCUAAGGGCAAGCGAAACUUGGGGGCAUCUGAACCCCAAGCCUCCAGGCUUGGGCUUGCACAUAGGAUGCUUGCCAAAGGAUUUGGAAGUAUCUGAAACCCCAGGCUGGGGUGGACGAUACUUGCUGACAGCAGGGCCACAUAUGGUUGAAAUGAUUAAACAGAUUAAAUGGUUUAAAUGAUUCAAACGGAUUUGGACCUGAUCUGGCUAAUUUGACCUGAGACAUGAAAAAAUUUCCUUAAAAAAAAGCACAACAAAAAAAACAACAAAAACAACUCCCCCCCCCCCCCAACUUUAUGUAUGUUAAAAUUGACCUUCAGCCUUGAAAAAUCAUUGCAUUUUGUGGCAACAUUGCUUUCCAAUAGGCUGUCAUUUUUUUUAUGGUAGUACAACACUGUGCCUUUGGUGGAGAAGCUUGUUCAGGUGGAUUCAUUAAAAAAGUGAAACAGAAGAUGUAAAUCUUUCAAGGAAUGUAAUUUCAAGAUAUAAAUAGAACCAAUGCAACAGCUCUUAUGAGCUCUAUGAGACUAGGUCCCAAAAGGAAAGGCUGAAAAGGAGGUUAAAAGUUUUCACAACAACCUCAGGAAUAGAUUGUGCCAAGUGGUUGUGGUCAUUAUCUUCAGGCUUUUCAUUGUCUCUAUGGAAUCACAUCUAGAAGUUUUUACCUGUUUACUGCCCAAGAAUUUGUUACAUACCAGAUCUGAGCGUGAAAAUGAGAAUGCAUGAACCUUCUACUAUUGGCUAUCAGUUGUAGGCGAGCAAAAUUUAAAUUGAUUUCUUGGGGGUGUAAUUACAACCUGAAAAACACCAUAAAAACCAAAUGGGAGAAACCUUCAGCAGGAAGAAGGAAAGGCCACAAUCAGCCUAUUUCAUUUGGUUUCAUAAUCUGCAAUUUUAUGUGACAAAUGACUUUACUAUGCAAUGCAAAGAGCAGCUAAGUGAAAAGUCUUAAUAUAGCACCAAGUUGUUUGCUAAAUUAUAUCCAAAUAAUGUCUGAACUUAUCUUGUGAGCAUUGUCCCAAAAUUGUUGGCGGAACUCAUUGUUUUUGUGCAUCCUAAACAUGAGAGCAGCUGAGAAUAACAGUGGGAUGGAUGCUAGAUGUCUGUAGGCAGAAGACGUGAGUCAAAACGGAGCCUCCCUCUCUUAAGCUAAACGGUAGCAGACAUGGAUCUGCAGGACCAGCCACAAACAUGGUCAAAUAUUGGCUCUAAAAUAAGCAUACAGGAACAUGUCACUACAAACUACAUUUUCAUGGUGGAAAUUGCCUUCUCAGCAGUGUUUUGGAGGGUAGGGGUAUUGGCAGCAGGGAUAUGAGCUGCAGUGGAAAUAGGGAGCAAAAGCUAAAGGCUAAAUGCUGCAAGAUCUUUACCAAUCAAAGGGAACAUGCAGUUUUAGAAAGCAGAACAAGCUUUUUUCUCUGAAGUAAUUUCUUCUCAGCAAGGACAAAUACACUUCCCUACCUCAAACAGAAAAGAAUGAGGGAAAAACAUUCUAUCUUGAAACUCACUGAAUUUCCACACACCCAGCAUGAGGCUAUAACUUGUGCAGGGGAGCGUGGGAAGGCCAGCUUCAUGAGUGAAACAAAACUCAAUGGAAGAAAUUUGGGAUUUGAAUCUCCAAUAAGCCAAGGCAGAGGUCCAAAGGAGGACCUACGAUAUGAAGAAAAAAUGUUGGGAAGACAAGGCUAAGGAGAUUCAACAUCUUGCUGACAACCAUAAUAUGCGUGGUUUCUUCAGUGCCACCAAAACCAUCUACAGUCUGAGUGCUCAGGGACCAACCCCUUUGAGACCUAAGAAUGAAGGAGACUUGAUCAAGAAAAGGGGAGCCAUUAAUGCCCAUUGGAAGGAGCAUUUUGAAGACCUUCUCAAGUGACACCAUGCUGUUGAUGAAAGUCUUCUCAACUCCGUCCUGCAACACCCAGUCAGAGAUGAGCUCGGAAUCCCUGCAACCCUUGACGAAGUGAGGAAAGCCAUCAAGCAGAUGAAGAAUGACUAGGCAUCUGAAGUGGAUGGAGUCCCUGUGGAAAUCUUCAAGCAGGGGAGAGAAGAGCACACAUUACAGCUUUAUGCCCUCAUCUUAAGGAUCUGGAAUGAUGAGGAAAUCCCAGAUGACCUCAGGGUGCCAUUACUGUGACAGUCUUCAAGAAAGGAGGCAAGUCUUACUGGAAAGUACAGAGGGAUUUCCUUGCUGUCUGCCACAGGAAAGAUCAUUAUGAGAACUCUCCUGAACCAUCUCCUUCAACUUGCUGAAGGGCUCUUCCUGAAAUCUCAGUGUGGGCUUAGGGCAUCAAGAGGCACACACAACUGACAUGAUCUUCACAGCUCACUAGCUGCAGAAGAAAUGCCAGGAACAACAUAAGCUUCUCUAUAUGGCCUUCCUUGACCUCACAAAAGCUUUUGACUCUGUCAGCCAAGAAGUGUUGUGGAUGAUCCUUCUGAAGUCCGGAUGCCCACUGAAAUUUGUCACCAUUCUCUGCCUGCUCCAUGCCAGUAUACAAGUGGUGGUUCUCAGUAAUGGAUCUAUCGCAGAACCCUCUGCAGUUAAAACAGGAGUUAAGCAUCAUCACUCCACCACUCUUCUCAAUAUUCCUUACCACGAUGUUACAUCUGACCACCAACAAGCUGCCAGCCAGAGUGGAGCUAAGCUAUGAAAUGGAUGGUAAGGUGUUUAAUCUCAGCCAACUCCGAGCCAAAACCAAGACCUCCGUGACCUCAGUCAUUGAGCUCCAGUAUGCUGAUGGUGCUGUAGUGUGUGCUUACUUGGAAGUAGACCUUCAGGCAAUCAUCAACAUCUUUACUGAGGCAUUCAAGAAAAUAGGACUGACCUUUAACAUUCAGAAGACUAAGGUCCUCCACCAACCAGCUCCUAAUGAACAGUCCAUAGCUCUGGUAAUCAAGAUCCAUGGUGAGACUCUGGAGAACAUUGACUGUUUCCCAUAUCUUGGAAGCCAUCUCUCUCAGAAGGCUGACAUGAACAAAGAAAUGCAACAUUGCCUCAAAUGUGCAAGUGUAGCCUUUGGCCACCUAAAGAAAUGGGUAUUCAAAGAUUGCAACAUCAGAUCCAAAACCAAACUUAUGGUUUAUCAAACAGUCAUGAUCCCACCUUGUACGGAGCUGAGACAUCGUACAGGAGACAUCUAAAGUUGUUAGAAAAAUAUCAUCAACACUGCCUGUGGAAGAUUCUCCAAAUCCAGUGGGAAGACAGAUGCACCAAUGUUAGUGUCUUCCUGCAAGCAAACACCACAAGUACUGAGGCAAUGAUCAUCCAAAAUCAACUUCAUUGGGCCACCCAUGUCAUCUAGAUGUAUGACUCCAGACUCCCAAAGCAAGUUUUUUUUCUCUCAGCUCAACCAAGGGAUACACUCAAGAAGAGGGCAGAGAAAUCAUGUCAGGGAUGUCCUCAAGGCUAACUUAAAAAAAAUGCAACAUUGAUGUCAACUCAUGGGAGACUAGCACCCCAGGACAACCCUAAAUUCUGCAAGGAUUUCAGUACUUUGAAACCUCAUAACAACAGCAGGAGAUGGAAAAGUAGGAAUGGCAGAAACAGCAUGUUGGUGGACCAAAUCAAGAAUCCAGCGCCACCCACUCCACACAGAAACACAUGUCUGAGCUGCAGUACAGUCUGUCAAAGUUCUACAAAGAAAGACCUGUAUUGGGUCAGGAGGAGUUUGAACAUAAAACCCUGGGAUUCCAAUGAGUUGUGUAUCUGGAAAACCAGAUUACACUCAAAAGUCUUGAUUGCUUUACCAAUAACUAUCUUGGAAGCUGUGGCUUCUUGGGUUUUAGAUUGCAGCCUAUCAUUAGUCUAGCAUCUGGGAUGCUUUUGUUAGUAAUUGCAUAGCAGAGGCUGGUGGUCAAGGUGGAAGAGGUUGAUGCCAGAGAAAGCAAUCCAUCUGUGAGGGCCCAUCACAAGCAGUAGAGAAAGAGAAAGAAUUUUGAUUAGGAGUAGUUGGUCUUGGGGAUAGGCAUUGCCCCAUCAAAACCACCCAUUCUCACUAAGAGGUUCUAGACCCAGGACUUAUUAGCUUCUUCUUUGGUGAUGGUUUUUGUUUUUUUAUUUGUUUUUUUGCUCCCUGUCUACAGAAGCAGCUUGGCCCAUAGGUUUCUUCAAAGAAUAAAUUAAACUAAGAUAAUUUGGUGUUCAUAGGAUCAUAGCAAAGUAGGUCUAGAAGGGACUUCCGAAGGUCAUCUAGUCCAGCCCCAGGCAAGCGUCCAUCUAACCUGCUCUUGACAACUUCCAAGUGUUGGGUACUACCACACAACCUCUUGCUAACUUUUUUAAUGUACAGUGAUCCUUGGCUCACUCCUGAUUCAAAGGACCAAAUGGUGAACACUAAGAUCUAGAGCAUUUGGAUUUGAUUAUUCCACAGGGUUAUUGAGAGAUGCUAUAAAUGAAUAUUUGCAAAGUGUUUUGAAGUCAAGAAAGAUCUAUUUUAAUUGAACUAUGAAAGUGCAUAUCAACCAUACUGAAUUGUCACAAGCAGGGUGCCAUUUGAGCAAGCUCAUGCCAUCUUAAAGAAUGGGCUCUUUUUGUAGACUGUCAUCCUGUGUUCCAGAAUCCUAAUAUUUCACUUUUAGUAUUCCUGAAAUGAAACAAUUGAAUUUGUCAAGCUGGAUUCACAAGAAGACUUGUGUGCCAUUCACAAAAUGGAGAAAGUAAUGUCCCACUUACAUUCAAUUAGUUACAGCAUGUAGGGGGGCUUGGUUCAAACACACUUUAUCUUAACUUGGAGCAAGAGCUGAACGCAGAUCUCCUACCUCCCAAUUCAGUGCUGUAACGUAUUUUGGAGUGGAUCUAUCUCAAUCUGUCUUGUUGAGGUGUUCUGUUCUGCAUAAAUUAUUAAUUGUCUGUUAAGCCAGUGAGUAAGAAUGGCAAUGAUGCCUAAUGGAUAGGGGACCUCAUGGAGAAUGGGCUCCUGGGUGGCAGUCCUUGCUCUAGCGGACAUUUAAGCAUUUUUACAAGGCAUUCUAUACAUUUUAUCCAGAGUUUUGAGGAAGAUCCAAGUUCAAGAAGCUCAGCAGAAGCUCAUGUGAAAUGGAUGGGAAUCAAGCCCAGGAAACCUGACAGAGCCUCUACACCUCAAAGCCUGUAAGCCUCAGAAGCCCAUUGAAACAUUCAGACCCCACCAAGGGGGAGCCAGUCUCAUGGAGCUUAGGCGAGCACAUAUGAUUGAUUAUAUUUGUAGGGCUAUUCAGUCUAAGUGGCAUUGCCAUUUCUUGGCUCUGCUUUGUGGGGCUUGUGCUGUGGUAGAGUCUGGAAGACUAGUGCUUCACCCUGCCCCUCCCUCUUGUCACAACCCAAGGGUGUGAUUUUGUGUGCGCGCGCUUCGGCACUGCUAAAUUAUUUCCCGCCACGAGGAGCUUUCUUUGCAGGGUGCAUUUCUCAGUUGCAAAGAGAAAACCCCGGUGCAAAGGAGUUCCCGCCACCCGCAUGCAAAUUUGUGUUCCACUAUUGGCCAGUUCUUAAUUAUUCCCACGUGGCGGCUAGCGAUUGGCUUGCUAGCCGUAUAAGAGGCUUGAGCGGUUUCCGUCCAAGUUGGAGGACUCCACAACCAUCUGGAGGAGGAGGACUUCACAUCUCGUGAAGAACUCUAAGCGCUGCAGAGCCUAACGGACCCAGUGUGUACCUUAAGAAGGCUAUAGGGGUCUGAUCAACCUCUGGCCUCUCCCCAUUGCCAAGCGCGAUCCCUCGACGAACCCCUUCCCUGCGUGCAAGUUCCACGGGGCCUAGCAAACUUUGUGUGAGAGUAUCCAGAGCUCUUCUCCAAGUUGUUUUCUUCGGUUGACACGACAGGCUCGCAUUUUUAGAGCCUUCAGCCGGCUUGGGCUAGAGUUUGCGAGUUUAGAACUCUUGUCCGCUUUUCUUCUUUCCUAUCUGUAACUGCAACUCAAGCAAGUUUUCCUGCCUGCACCGCGACCAUCUACGGUGUAAGUAAAAUAAUCUUUAAUCGACCGCUACGCGUCCGUGCCUAAUUCUAGCCCGCCAGCCUGCAUUCCCCGACCUGCGUGCCAGGGCUGCUGGCCACAGCCCGCCGCGCGCCCCCGAGGGCCUCAGACCGCUCCCGGCCCGCACAUGGCGACAAGGAUGGGAUCAGGGGAAGGCACGCUGGAGCUAGAAUUAGUUAAGAACUGCCCUUGGUGCAGUGGAAAAUGCCAAGUAGAAAACUUUAUGGAACUGGAGGCGCAUAUCGCUUACCACCAGGCGGGCGGAACAGGUGAGAGGUUUAUCAGCGGACGCCUUUCGCUGAAGGGAGAAGAGGGAGCUUCCGAAGACGGAGCCCUGAGAGAGAGGGAAGUGUAUCUGCACCCCACGGCAUUCGGGUGUAUAAUGGGUGAUGAGCGGGUCCUGUUCAGGCCCCUCGACACUGUGUCCCUCGCCAGAGUCAACCUGGCGGGUGCGGUGAACCCAACCCUCACCCGGGAGUGUGCCCGUUGCCUAAGAUGUGCUUGGGAGAGCGAAGAACCGGUGCCGAUCGACCGGUUCGCCCCCUUUAUGCUGGCAUCUAGAUUAAGGGGUUGCGAGCUUCCAUCCAAGCUCCACGAAGAUCUGGAGACGGAGGAACGCGCCACGGAUGAGAGGGUGGCCCCACAAUACGACAAGGGGGGAGUGCUAACUGCAACUUUUCGCACUGUAACCGAUUUGAUGCAGAAGAAUUUAAGUUUGAAAGCCCAGCUGCGUAUGGCCUUUCAAGCGGUCAAAGAAGCGGCUGCAAAAAAGAAUCCUGAAACGCCACGACAAGAUGGCGCUGAGCAAGAUGGAGACCGCGUGGAAGAACUGGAAGAGAAGGGUGGAGCUUCGGAGGAACCCGCGAGAGUUCGGCUGGCGACUCCACCCACCGACGCAGCGUCGCUUCCGGCGACCCCGCCCACCAACGCAGCGUCGCUUCCGGCAACCACGCCUUCAUGCCGACGGAAGGGAGAAUCGAGCGGAGGAGUGCAUCCGCCCCUCCUGCCUGAAGUAAUAACAGCAAUGACUCCCGCAGUAGUAGUUCAGCCUGUAACAACAUCGACUCCCGAAAGAGCAGCUCGUCCUGUAACAACGAUCAACCCAGUGACUGAUGCACAAGAUGCCGCCACCAGUCACAUUCAUGCUUGGACGGAGUUACAGGAGCUGUACAGAGAAUCUGAAAUUGAAUCUGACGAGGCUAUAGUCUCAUGGCUGGAACUCAUGUCCAUUGAGUUUGAGCUUGACUAACCGCCCUAUUGUGUGUGGAAACUUUGUAAAUAUUUUGUUAUACAUUAACUUAUUUUUUGAGAGUUUUGUUCACAGAUCCGGAAUUCAAAGUGCGUGGCGAAGAGAAGCCCCAAGAAGGAUAACAUCAUCGGAAGAAGUGAAAGCUUGACACGCGACUUCGCCAUGACGCCCACUGAAGCCCUGAUCGUGCAGUUCUUUGUUGUGAAUCUGAUUAUGUGUAUAUGUAUUUGUGCUGGUUAUUAUUUGAUUCGCUCCCUAGAGGACGAACUUCUUAUGUUAGCGAAUUUUGUGUUUACCCGUUUAGUUCAACAACCCGUGGUAAGAGCUCUCGAUAACCCAAGUGACGAGCGUGUGGUUUAAUUCAGCUGUGCCUUCAGCAAGGGGGGAUGUCACAACCCAAGGAUGUGAUUUUGUGUGCGCGCGCUUCGGCACUGCUAAAUUAUUUCCCGCCACGAGGAGCUUUCUUUGCAGGGUGCAUUUCUCAGUUGCAAAGAGAAAACCCCGGUGCAAAGGAGUUCCCGCCACCCGCAUGCAAAUUUGUGUCCCACUAUUGGCCAGUUCUAAAUUAUUCCCACAUGGCGGCUAGCGAUUGGCUUGCUAGCCGUAUAAGAGGCUUGAGCGGUUUCCGUCCAAGUUGGAGGACUCCACAACCAUCUGGAGGAGGAGGACUUCACGUCUCGUGAAGAACUCUAAGCGCUGCAGAGCCUAACGGACCCAGUGUGUACCUUAAGAAGGCUAUAGGGGUCUGAUCAACCUCUGGUCUCUCCCCAUCGCCGAGCGCGAUCCCUCGACGAACCCCUUCCCUGCGCGCAAGUUCCACGGGGCCUAGCAAACUUUGUGUGAGUGUAUCCAGAGCUCUUCUCCAAGUUGUUUUCUUCGGUUGACACGACAGGCUCGCAUUUUUAGAGCCUUCAGCCGGCUUGGGCUAGAGUUUGCGAGUUUAGAACUCUUGUCCGCUUUUCUUCUUUCCUAUCUGUAACUGCAACUCAAGCAAGUUUUCCUGCCUGCACCGCGACCAUCUACGGUGUAAGUAAAAUAAUCUUUAAUCGAC